AUGAGUAGCCUUCAACGUCGUAUUAAAAAUAUCUAUAAAAUUCCUUUACUUGAUAUGGCAGAGGAUCAAACAAAACCUCAAUUUGAAGAUCCACGAUCACCAUCCGCUAAUAUUUCAAGAACUCCUGUAGAAUUGCAUACUUAUCAUAUACCAAAUAUGCCACCAAAAAAUAUUAUUCCAAUUAAUUCAACUAGAUAUUAA
Molecule: messenger RNA, 201 nt
Organism: Rotaria sp. Silwood2
Lineage: Eukaryota; Metazoa; Rotifera; Eurotatoria; Philodinida; Philodinidae
Source: the annotation of a GenBank genome assembly